Messenger RNA from Toxotes jaculatrix (banded archerfish), 1382 nucleotides. RefSeq names its product coiled-coil domain containing 32 (gene ccdc32). The record is from RefSeq and is a predicted model, not a curated record. Bases 118 to 708 code for a protein of 196 amino acids. Gene Ontology annotation, biological process: cilium organization. Lineage: Eukaryota; Metazoa; Chordata; Actinopteri; Toxotidae. The transcript is spliced from 4 exons.
GCUGUCGCGCGUUAAAGAUUGUGGAUCAUGGACGCGGUCAGCUAGCAGGGCUAAUCUUUAAUCUUUAAAUUCACACAUCAGAGGAAAUAACAGUUUACCUGUCGAUUUUCACACAGAAUGACCGACGACUUCGAGAGUCAGGAGGUCCGGUCCAGCGGUGAGCUGUGGACCGAGAUCUGCUCCAGUCUUCCAGAGGUGCAAGCUGAGGCAGCUCCAGAGAACAACUCCGAGUUCAAAGACUCAUUCCAGCCACUAGAACAAGUCGGAGUCCAGGUCAAUGGACAAUCAAAUGGGACAAACAUCAGUUCUCCCAGUGCCAAGUGGGAACCCAUGGAGGAUUCUGAAAUCUACAUAGCCAGUUUAGAGAAUCGCCUGAAAAAAUUAAAGGGGCAAUCCAGUGAUGUGACCUCCAGGGACAUGUUGCGUUCAUUGUCUCAAGCUAAGAAAGAAUGCUGGGAUAGAUUCCUGCACGAUGCCCAGACCUCAGAGCUUUUCCAAGGUGGUGACAUGGAUGAAAGUGCCCUCGAACACUUCAAGAGGUGGUUGAUUCCUGAGAAGGUGGCCAUCAGCGCAGAGGAGCUGGAGUAUCUGCUGAGGCCAUCUCAAAAUAAGGAACCAGCAGGACCAAACGAAACACAAAAUGGAGAGGACACAGAGGGAGAGACACACAACCCUGAGGAAGAUGACACUCACAGCCCAGAGAAAUGAGCACAUUAAAAUAGAAACACUGACAGAAGAACUCAUUUGGAGUGUAUUCAGUAAGGGUGGCUUGUUAGCCCCCGUUCUCAUUUCGAGCUGCGUUACAUCAUUCUGCUGUUUUGACCAAAGCUUUUGUUAUCAGCGGUCAAAGGAGCAAUUACAGCCUGUCAUCAUUCUCUGUAUCCCCAGCAACUGAGUGUUAAGUACUUAUUCAGUCACGUUUUUUGUCUUUGCUAUUCAUCCCUUCAACCACAUCACACCAUGAAAAUAUAUAAUAAAGAGUAUUAUAAAGAGUUGAAAUUAGACUUAUUUGUCCUGCAGCAGCAGAAUUAGCAUCUAGUCUGUCUAGUGACUCCUGCCUCCUAUUUUAUGAGUAACAAGAAUAGCUUGUUACCCUACACACACAUACAAAGGAUAAUGAAGGACCACAUGCAGUAUCAUGUUGUAAAUUAGACUUAUAUGACAUAAGCAAUGCAUUAUCUUCCAGAGACAUUAUUUUUCAGCGUCUCACAACUGUGACAUCUAAAGUAGGAAUAUGAUGUGAUAUACUCCUGAAUAUACUGUUACAUAAUAUGUUACAGUAUAUUCAAUAUACAAUAUUAUUGUUUAACAUCUUUAUUUUUGCCAUGUUGAUUUUACAUAUGACAUUUUACCCUUGUUUCAAUAAAAACAAGUAGAAUUGA